CGACCCCGCUCCAAACCACGUGGUUAACCAAAACAUCAUGGCGGCUGGUUUCAAGACUGCCGAGCCUCUGGAGUAUCACAGGAGCUUUCUGAAAGAAAACUGUCGACCUGAUGGACGGGAGCUGUCUGAAUUCAGAACCACAACACUGAACAUAGGGUCCAUUUCCACAGCAAACGGCUCGGCUCUGGUGAAGCUUGGGAACACCACAAUCAUCUGUGGGAUCAAAGCGGAGCUGGCCAACCCUACAGUGGAGGCACCUGGUAAAGGUUAUAUCGUCCCCAACGUGGACCUGCCGCCCCUGUGCUCGUCUCGGUUCAGGCCGGGCCCGCCCGGAGAGCAGGCCCAGGCCGCCAGCCAGUUCAUCGCGGACGUGAUCGAGAGCUCCGAGUUGAUAAAAGCAGAAGACUUGUGCAUCGAGAGAGGAAAGCUCUGCUGGGUGCUGUACUGUGACAUUAUGUGUCUCGACUACGACGGGAACAUUUUGGAUGCUUGCAUCAUUGCACUGCUGGCUGCCUUAAAGAACACUCAGCUCCCAGAGGUCACCAUUAACAAAGAGACGUGCGCUCCAGAGGUGAAUUCAGAGAAGAGGCGGGGGCUCACCAUUCACAAACAUCCAGUUGGAGCGUCUUUUUGUGUUUUUGAUGACUCCAUACUCAUCGUAGAUCCCACCGCCGAGGAGGAGAGUCUGUCCACCGCUCAGCUCACAGUGGUGACGGACGAGGCCGAUCGGCUCUGCUCUCUGCACAAACCAGGCGGCACGCCGCUUUCGGGGGAGAAGCUGCAGGAGUGCAUCAGCCGGGCGACGACCCGGCAGCGAGAGAUCCAGAAACUCAUCGACAAAGUUAUUUGCAGCGUAAAGACGGAAAAAUAAAGACACUUCGACAAUUUAUCUAAAAGCUGUAUUUUCCACUGUCAAUAUAUAAUCUUUUUUUUUUAACAACAAUAAAACUGCUGACAAAGACCGCUUAAAAAAUUAUUUC
This is a messenger RNA of Salarias fasciatus (jewelled blenny), 980 nucleotides long. It is a transcript of the gene exosc8, whose product is annotated as exosome component 8. Gene Ontology annotation, biological process: nuclear mRNA surveillance; nuclear polyadenylation-dependent rRNA catabolic process; U5 snRNA 3'-end processing. The record is from RefSeq and is a predicted model, not a curated record. NCBI's taxonomy places the organism in Eukaryota, Metazoa, Chordata, Actinopteri, Blenniiformes, Blenniidae. The transcript is spliced from 11 exons. Gene Ontology annotation, cellular component: nuclear exosome (RNase complex); cytoplasmic exosome (RNase complex). Bases 38 to 871 code for a protein of 277 amino acids. Gene Ontology annotation, molecular function: mRNA 3'-UTR AU-rich region binding.